Closterium sp. NIES-65 is the source of this 4830-nucleotide messenger RNA. Lineage: Eukaryota; Viridiplantae; Streptophyta; Zygnematophyceae; Desmidiales; Closteriaceae. The record is from the annotation of a GenBank genome assembly.
AUGGACGACAACGAACUCAACACGUUCUUUCGCGAAGCCUCUGCGACAGAGCCCGUGGUGUUCGUCAAUGGCCGGCGGUUCGUGCUCCCCGUAGGUCACGCCGACACCACGCUGCUGCAGUUCCUGCGCGACAAUGGCCUGACAGGCACGAAGCUGGGGUGCGGGGAGGGCGGGUGCGGUGCGUGCACUGUAAUGGUGUCGCGGGUAGACGCUAGCACGGGCAGGAUCAGAGGGCGAGUGGGGGGCGUGCGCUGUGAUGGCGAGUGGGGGGCGUGCUCUGUGAUGGUGUUGCGGGUAGACGCUAGCACGGGCAUGAUCAGCCACUGUGCCGUCAACGCGUGCCUGGCCCCUCUAUACAGCGUAGAAGGGGCAGCUGUGGUUACAGUGGAGGGCAUCGGCAGCAUGCGGGGGAGGCUGCAUCCGGUGCAGGCGGCACUCUCCUCCUCCCACGGCUCACAGUGCGGCUUCUGCACGCCUGGGUUUGUCAUGUCCAUGUAUGCCCUGCUCCGCUCCUCCUCCUCUGCUGCCUAUACCUCUGCCUCCUCCUCCGCCUCCUCCUCUGCCUCCUCCUUUGCUGCCCCAGCCGCCUCUGCUUCCUCUGCUUCCUCUGCUUCCGCUGCGUCCUCCUCCUCCCUGUUGCCUUCCGAAGGUGAGAUAGAGGAGGCGAUAUCAGGCAACCUGUGCCGCUGCACCGGCUACCGCCCCAUUCUCGAGGCCUUCCGCACCUUUGCUCGCGCCGACGCUGCUGCCUAUGCUGCUGACGCUGCCGCCAAUGCUGCUUCUCAUGGUGCCUCAAACAUGUCUCUUCGGGAUGGUCUUGUUGACGGGCAGCUUGGGGCAGCAGUUUGCCCUUCCACUGGCCUUCCCUGUUCGUGCGGGAAAACCGGCUCCACCCCCACUGCUAGCAGCAGCAAGGAAAGGAGCCGGGCGGUGUGGUUCCGGCCAAUCACGCUGCGCCAGCUGUUGGCGCUGCGAGAAGUUUUUCCUGCAGCCAAGGUGGUGGCGGGAAACACGGAGGUCGGGGUGGAGAUGCGGUUCAAGGGGCUCAGCCCUCCAGCCUACAUCCACGUGGCAGCCAUCCCUGUGCUCUCAGAGAUCAGCCAAUCAGAGCACGGGAUCACCGUGGGGGCAGCAGCCUCCCUGUCCGCCCUGCGCCAAGCCAUGCUAUCAGCAGUGCAGCACGCACCAGCUCACAAGACGGCUGUGUGUGCUGCUACAGCAGAGCAGCUAAGGUGGUUCGCGGGAGUACAGAUUCGCAACGUGGCAACGCUAGCUGGUAACAUCGUAACAGCCAGCCCCAUAUCCGACCUCAACCCCAUCCUCAUCGCUGCCAACGCGACAUUCCACCUCGCCAGGCUGGCACCCAAGGCCGCUGACGCGGCAGAUGCUGACGUGGACAAGGCUCAGCACGCCACCCGUCCAAUCGAGCUGCGACAGGUGGCAGCACGGGACUUCUUCAAGGGUUACCGGAAGGUGGAUUUGAGGGAGGGAGAGGUUCUUACUGCCGUGUUCAUCCCGUGGACUCGGCCCAACGAGCACAUAAUGGCGUACAAGCAGGCACACCGCAAGGACGACGACAUUGCUCUCGUCAAUGCUGCCCUGCGCGCGCUGCUCUCGCCUCCCAACCGAGACGCCCCUCCUACUGUCCUCGAAUGCUCGCUCGUCUUCGGAGGAGUGGCAGCAACAACCGUGUCAGCCCACCGCACGCAACAACACCUUCUCACCCGCCCAUGGACUCAGGAGACUCUUCAGGUGGCGCUUCAGGUGCUUCAGGAGGAGAUAUCCGUACCUGAGGACGCACCUGGAGGCAUGCCUGAGUUCAGGGGGUCUCUCGUUCUCUCUUUCUUCUUCAAGUUUUUUCUGCUCGUGGCCCACCGCAUGAACGGACAUACUCAACAGCAGCUGCUGCGAGGGAAAAUGGUAACGGAGGCAGAGGGAGGGGCAGGGGCGGAGGGAGGGGCAGGAACAGGCUCGGAAGAGGGCGCUGCUACUGGCAGUGCUAGUGAGGGAGGGAAGGAGGAUGGAGAGGAGGUGGUGGGAGUGCCGGCUGUUCACCUCUCUGCUGACUUACAGGUGACAGGGGAGGCAGAAUACGCGGAUGACACGCCUCUCCCCCCCUCCGCCCUGCACGGGGCUCUCGUGCUCAGCACACGCCCCCACGCCCGCAUACUCUCCAUCGACCAAUCAGAGGCCGCCACCUGUCCGGGCUUCGUGGGGAUGUUUGGGGCCAAGGAUGUGCCCGGUAGCAACCGGUUUGGUGCGGUGGAGCACGAUGAGGAGGUGUUCGCAUCGGAGAUUGUGCAAUGUGUGGGGCAGGUACGAGCGGGGUGGUUAGGUAUGGGUGUGGGGCAGGUGAACGUGGGGCAGGCGGGUGUGGGGCAGGUAUGGCUGGGGCAGAUAAUUGCAGUGGUUGUUGCCGACACUCACGACAACGCUCGGGCAGCCGCAAAAAAAGUCAAGGUGGUCUACGAGGACCUGCCCGCCAUCCUCACCAUCCAGGAAGCCCUUGCUUCGGGCAGCUUCCACAAAUUCCCGUUCUCGGGCGGGCAGACCGAAAGAAACCUCCUCAGGGUCCCGAACCCCCCUGGGAAAACCGAUCAAGAAAAGGGCUCAAAAGAGAACAACAAAGUCAAACCUUCCCCGGCCGAUUCAGCAAGCUUCCAAGUGCUCGCCGCCCGGACCGGGUCCACCGUCUCCCCUGCUGACGUGGAAUCCGUCCUUGCUGACGCAUCCCAAUGCCCAUUGGUUCUCGAAGGCGAGGUGGCAAUGGGCGGGCAGGAGCACUUCUACCUCGAACCAAACACCUGUGUGGUCUGGCCUGUGGACGGGGGAAGGGAAGUCCACAUGCUCUGUUCCACGCAAGCCCCCACACACCACCAGAAGGACGUUGCUUCUGUUCUUGGGAUUCCCAUGCACAGGGUGGUUUCGCGGGUUAAGAGGCUGGGAGGGGGGUUCGGGGGGAAGGAGACGCGGAGUGUGCUGGUGGCGGCGGCGGCGUGCGUGCCGGCGUGGCGGUUGAAUAAGGCUGUGCGGGUUACGCUGGAGAGGGAUGAUGAUAUGAAGGUCACGGGGCAGCGACACCCCUUCUACGGCAAGUAUAAGGUGGGUGCGAUUGCGGUUUGUCAGAUUCAAGAACCUCUUCUUCCCUCACCUGCUCCCCUCCCCCCCUUCUCCACCCGUCCCCCUCCCCCUUCCCCUUAUUCCCUCUCUCCCCUCCCCUUCGCCCCUCUCCCCCCUCUCUCCCCCACCCCCACCCUCCUUGAACAGAUGGGCUUCACACCCGCGGAGGCACAUGGCUCGCACGCACCUGCUUGCCCCCCGCUCAACCCUCCUCCCUCCUUUUCCCGUCCUCCUCUCACCCGCUCUGGACAGGUAGGCUUCACCCCUUCUGGUCGCCUUGUGGCUCUCCAAGUCCUGCUCCUGUCCAACGCCGGCUGCACUCUCGACCUCUCAGCAGCAGUGCUAGAGCGAGCCCUCUUCCACUGUGACUCCGUCUACUCAGCACCACACAUGCACGCCCGGGGCCGCAUGGCUCGCACGCACCUGCCGUCCAACACGGCGUUCCGGGGCUUCGGUGGGCCGCAGGGGAUGAUGGUGAUGGAAAGUGCUAUCGAUCACGUGGCGAGGAGCCUUGGGAAGAGUGCGGAAGAAAUCAGGUUUUUGAAUCUCCAACCAGAGGGCUACACACUGCACUUUGGCCAGCCGCUGACGCACAACCCGAUGCACCGAAUCUGGACGCAGUUACUCCAUUCUUCCUCCUUUGAAUCCCGCCGACUCGACAUCGACACGUACAACUCAACAAGCCGGUGGCGAAAGAAGGGCCUUGCUAUGAUCCCCACCAAGUUUGGCAUUUCGUUUACGGCCAAGUUUCUGAACCAGGGCGGGGCGCUGGUGCACGUGUACACGGACGGAACAGUGCUGGUGACACAUGGAGGGGUGGAGAUGGGUCAGGGGCUGCAUACCAAGUGCGCUCAGAUUGCUGCUCGGACGCUGGAAGUACCGCUGUCGAAUGUGUUUAUUUCUGAAACCAGCACGGAUAAGGUACCCAACACUUCCCCCACAGCCGCAUCAGCAUCGUCAGACAUCUACGGGCAGGCGGUUUUAGAGGCAUGUGAGGAGAUCAAGCGGCGGAUGGCGCCGAUCAGGCAGCAGUACCCUGAGGAGACUUUUGGGCAGAGUGCCGAUCGGUGUUACAGAGAGCGAGUAAACCUGUCAGCACAGGGAUUCUUUGCCACUCCAAACAUCGGAUUCGACUGGGCAACAGCCUCCGGAUCUCCCUUUGCGUACUUCACCUUUGGAGCAGCGGUGGCGGAGGUGGUGGUAGAUGUGCUCACAGGGGAGUGGGUGGCGCCGCGAGUGGAUGUUCUCAUGGACGUGGGGCGGUCACUCAACCCGGCUAUCGACAUUGGGCAGAUAGAGGGAGCGUUCGUGCAGGGAAUGGGGUGGUCGGUGAUAGAGGAGAGCAAGUGGGGCGACAGCGCCCACCCAUGGGUGGCGCCAGGCUCUCUCUUCACGUGUGGCCCCGGCACGUACAAGAUCCCGGCUGCCUCUGACAUUCCCACUGACUUUAGAGUCACCCUGCUGGCGGACUCCCCCAAUCCGCACGCAGUUCUCUCCUCCAAAGCAGUCGGCGAGCCGCCCUUCUUCCUCGGCUCAUCAAUCAUGUGGGCCAUAAAAGACGCAAUCUACGCUGCCCGGAAGGACGCCGGCCACACUGGCUUCUUUCGUCUAGACUCUCCCGCCACACCAGAGAGAAUCCGCCUGGCAUGUGCUGAUCAGCUGACAGAGCCGUUUUGUGGGCCGAAUGUUGUGCCACGGCUUAGCGUGUAA